Cyphellophora attinorum is the source of this 843-nucleotide messenger RNA. RefSeq lists its product as uncharacterized. The record is from RefSeq and is a predicted model, not a curated record. NCBI's taxonomy places the organism in Eukaryota, Fungi, Ascomycota, Eurotiomycetes, Chaetothyriales, Cyphellophoraceae. Gene Ontology annotation, molecular function: oxidoreductase activity. The transcript is spliced from 5 exons. The coding region runs from base 1 to 843 and encodes 280 amino acids.
AUGGCUGCGCAAGGCGACGUCGAGGCCGAUUUGGGCUUUCUGCAGAGAAUUGAUCUGUAUGAGACCGAAAAGCCAUACACCCUGCAAUACUUUCCGGACGAUGAAUCGUUUCCGCGCACAAAUUGUGCUACGGCAAGAAGAUCCAAGAUCAAGCUGAGAGAUCUAAGGGCCCACGAGAAAGAGCCCACCAUUGAUACAGAGGGUUUCGAAAUCCUUCAAUUGGACUCCGCGAUGCAAUAUGCAGACUUUGGCUCAACGGAGACAAUACAGCAUAAAUAUUAUCCUGAGAUUAAGACCUUGUUGCAGGCGCAUUUCCAACCGCAACGCAUCGAGAUAUUGGAGCACAAUAUCCGCAAGCGGCAUCGCACAUUCCCAAUUGCGACCGGAACAGAUUAUCAUGAUCUGCAGCCAACCACGAGAGUCCACGUUGACUAUACGGAAAGUUCCAUGGUCGAAGCAGCCUACAAGUAUCUCGAUGUACGAGCAGAUCAAUUCGACAGAAUCGUCGCGUUGAACGUAUGGAGAACGCUCAAGGGGCCGCUAAUGGACUGGCCAUUAGCUAUGUGCAGUGCAAAGACCGUGGACUACGCCACCGAUCUUAUUGCAUGUGAUCUCGUGAACCGAACUUCGUACUCGGAGAACAUGCAGGUGCACUACAACGCGAACCAUGAGUGGUGGUAUCUGAGUGGCCAGCUGACUUCCGAGCUUUUGGUCUUCCGGCAAGCAGACACUUCCCGGGAGCAAGUCGCCGGCGUUCCUCACACGGGCUUCAAACAUCCGAAGACGACUGAUCAGGAUCAUCCCAGGGAAAGCAUCGAGCUUCGAGCAUUUCUCUUCUUCUAG